Molecule: messenger RNA, 1114 nt
Organism: Bactrocera tryoni
Lineage: Eukaryota; Metazoa; Arthropoda; Insecta; Diptera; Tephritidae
Product: rhodanese domain-containing protein CG4456
Exons: 2
Coding region: 104-655 (183 amino acids)
Cellular component (GO): mitochondrion
Molecular function (GO): thiosulfate-cyanide sulfurtransferase activity
Source: RefSeq, a predicted model, not a curated record
GCAAGUAACUAACGUCAUUUCAAUAGUAUAUUACCAGCUGCAACAUUUAGUCGUUUUAUUUAUAUAAUUUGUUAUUUUUGUCCAUUAGACCUAUAUAAGGAAAAUGAUAACUAAAGUUAUAGGAAUCUCUACUACUUUGGGAAUGCGAAAUUUGGCUAUACGUAAUUUGGCAAGGAUAUCUAGUAACUUAUACCACCUUAAUAUAACGCAGCGAGAAGUUCUUCAAUCUUCUAUCAAAACAUACCCGGUAUCCAAAAAUUUUCACAUCGUAAAGUUUAGCACGGAAAACUCACACCGAAAACCAAUACCAUCUGUACAGUAUAAUGAUAUUAAGGAGUUACCGAAUCAUCCUGAAAAAUUAUUAAUUGACGUACGAGAGUUACAAGAACUUGAAGAAACAGGAAAAAUUCCAACAAGUAUAAAUAUUCCGUUAGACUCCGUGGUGCAGGUGUUGGCAGAAGACGUUAGACCUCAAAUGUUCCUGUCCAAAUAUGGUCGUCGAAAGCCAACUUUUGAUGAUGAAAUAAUUUUUACAUGUAGGCUUGGAAGACGUGCCUUAAAAGCUGCAGAAAUUGCAAAUGCCAUGGGAUUUAAAAAUGUAAAGUUUUAUGAAGGAUCAUGGGAGGAUUGGGUCAAAAAUGAACAAAAAAAUUAGAAUUACAAGAUUGUUUUAAUGAAUUGCUUGGCGCUUCUAAUUGACCAAAAAUGUUCUUUUCUGCAUAGCCAGAAUGAACCGGUCUGGGUCUGUCGCUUCCGUUGCUAUGCUGUAAAAAUUACAAUAGUCUACUUUUGUUUAAUACAAAUUUUUGCCUAAAUUAUACGAUAUUAUCUGUUAAAUAUUUCAACAAAAUAAUGUACUUAUGUAUAUUUACUAACGGCUCUCUUUCGUUACAUAACGUAUGAAAAGCUUGACUAUGGAUUUAGAUAAAGACUCCUUAAGUGCUGAACACAGUUUGUGUAACAAAUGAAGUGCAAGCUUAUGAAACUGGUAUAUAUAAGAAUUUUGCAUUUAAAUGAACAAUCUUUGCAUUUACCUCUAAGAAAGUUUUAAAACUAUUAUAAAUUAUGCACAUUUUUAUUAUGAAAUAAAUAGCAUUGCUUUGCUUUCAAAUAA